Myotis davidii is the source of this 888-nucleotide messenger RNA. RefSeq names its product single-pass membrane protein with coiled-coil domains 1 (gene SMCO1). The record is from RefSeq and is a predicted model, not a curated record. Lineage: Eukaryota; Metazoa; Chordata; Mammalia; Chiroptera; Vespertilionidae. The transcript is spliced from 2 exons. The annotation marks the transcript as partial.
ACCAACCCCCUGAUUCUUUUACCCUAUAGAGUAGACCACAAACUCCAAGCUUUAGAAGCACAGUUUAAAGAACUGGACUUGACCAAGGAUAAUCUGACACAGAAAUUUGAACAUCAUAGCAAAAUGCUGGCAAGCCAGGCAGCCCAAGAUGAGCUGUGGACAGCAGUUCUGGCACUCAAGUUCACUUCAAUGGAAUUAAAUAUUAUAUACAGCUAUGUCGUGGAAGUACUCAUCUACUUGCACACUCAUGUGCUUGAGAAGCUGCCAGACCUGGUGAGAAGUCUUCCUACCUUAGCCUCCGUCCUUAGAAGAAAACUCAAUAACAAGCGCAUUAGAGUCGCAUGGGAAUCUGUCCUGGAGGAGUGUGGGCUGCAAGAAAGAGAUACCACAGCACUUUGUACCUUCUUUAUUGCGCAUGGUAACAAGGCAGAACACUACAGUGCCAAAGUGAGACAGAUGUACAUCAGGGAUGUCACUUUUAUGAUCACCAACAUGGUAAAGAACCAGGCUCUGCAGAAUGCUUUGCUGAUGGCUGUCCAGCUCAUUGAGAAGGGGAAAGCAGUGACAGCCCCUGAAGAGAAAAAGUCAUCCCUAAAAGAGUUGAUGCCAAUUGUCAAAAACUAACCUGUUCCCUUAUGACAUAGCAAUUCCACUUCCAGUAAUUCAUCUUGUAAAUGGGAAAAAAAUAUGUAUAUACAAUUUUGCUAUGGACUUACGGUAUUUUUAUUAUAGCAAAAGUUGGGAGAGUAUUAGAGAAAUUAUGAUAAAUUGAUACAAUGGAUAUUUCUGUAUAGUGAUAUAAAAGAAUGAAGAAGCUCUUUGGGUUUGGUUCAAUAGAUAGAGCGUCUGCCUGUGGACUGAAGGGUCCCAGGUUUGAUUCCAGCCAAG